Aspergillus wentii DTO 134E9 is the source of this 684-nucleotide messenger RNA. RefSeq lists its product as uncharacterized. Bases 1 to 684 code for a protein of 227 amino acids. The record is from RefSeq and is a predicted model, not a curated record. The transcript is spliced from 3 exons. NCBI's taxonomy places the organism in Eukaryota, Fungi, Ascomycota, Eurotiomycetes, Eurotiales, Aspergillaceae.
AUGGCUACUACACACACAGCGCCAACCGUCACUAGAAGAGGGCCAGAACACGGCAAAGAAGCCGCUCAAGUGCUUUCCGGCGCCUUCUCCAAAUCAGCUUUUACCUCGUGGCUUAUGCGAACGCCCCAGUCCACCUGGACUGAUGAAAUACCGGCAGACGUUCUAGAUAAUUGGUUCAACAAGAGUGUUCCGGAGAGAGUCGGACAUGGGGCUGAGUUGGUAGAGGCGGGGAAUUGGGCUGCUGUCGCUAUUUGGUUUCCCCCUGGUGUAAAUAUGCCAUCAAACGGUCCAAUCAGUCCACAGCUGAAAGAAUUCCGCGAGAUAUUUGGUGCGGAGAAGAAACGUCACCUCCAAGGAGAGAAAUACUGGUAUCUGAAUAUCAUCGGAAGACACCCUGAACGAACAGAAAAGGGCGUCAUUCGAGCUCUAAUCGACCCGUACUUGAAACGGGCACAACAAGAAGGCGUUCCAGUAUGGCUUGAAGCAAUCACCGAUCAUGGACGAAAGGUCUAUGAGCACUUGGGAUUUAGAACAGUAGUGGAACGUCGAAUAGGAGUUGGAAAGGCGAAUACAAAGGGCGAAUAUGAGGAGAAUGGGGAGGGGUUGAUGGUGUAUGGGAUGAUGGUUGAUGCGCCUGCGUCUCUAUGGAAGAGGGUGUAUAACUAUCUUGUAUCCUGGCUGUAG